Patella vulgata (common limpet) is the source of this 3882-nucleotide messenger RNA. RefSeq names its product receptor-type tyrosine-protein phosphatase mu. Gene Ontology annotation, biological process: protein dephosphorylation. Lineage: Eukaryota; Metazoa; Mollusca; Gastropoda; Patellidae. The record is from RefSeq and is a predicted model, not a curated record. The transcript is spliced from 14 exons. The coding region runs from base 141 to 1559 and encodes 472 amino acids. Gene Ontology annotation, molecular function: protein tyrosine phosphatase activity.
AUACUAGAGUUAAAUUGGAGAUUGAAAACAAUGAUCCCACUUCAGAUUAUGUCAAUGCCUGUUAUAUCACUGGUUAUGGUAAUGUCAAAAAUAAAUAUAUAGCUUCACAAGGUCCAAACGAUGUUAAUAUUAACGAAUUUAUGCGGUUGAUAUGGGAUGUGAAAACAGGAAAAAUUGUAAUGGUUACCAAUUCACAAGAACUCGGUGUUGUAAAGUGUUUGGAAUACUGGCCGAUGAAUGGAAAAACUAAAUCGUUCAAGAAAAUCUCUGUGAAAGUUUUAGCGGAAGAUAUCUUUGCACACUUCACAAUAAGAACGUUAGAAAUAACUAAAGAGGGGUGGGAACCAAGGACCAUUAUACAAUACCAUUAUACAUCCUGGCCUGAUAAAGGUGUUCCUGCUGAUGCAGCAUCAUUGGUAGAAUUCAGAAACAAGGUGAACAAAUCACCAACUCCACAUCCUGGACCAAUGAUCGUACACUGUAGUGCUGGUAUAGGAAGAACAGGAACAUUUUUAGCUUUAGAUUAUCUUAUUGAAGAAGGUAAAGCUGGAGAUUCAGUAGAUGUUGUUCGGUGUGUAUCACGGAUGAGAACAGAAAGAGUCAAUAUGAUUCAGACAUUGGAUCAGUAUAUAUUUUUACACGAGGGAAUCUUAGAAUGGUAUAUAGCUGGAAACAUAACAACAUCUAUAGCUGAUUACAAGACAAUCUACAAAGAUCUGCUUAAAAUGCAAACAUCUGGAAAAUGUCUCCUGGAACAAAAAUUUGAAAUGAUGAAGAAGGUCAGUCCAGUGCACACGAAGGAUGAUUGUUAUUCAGCUUUGUUAGAUGAAAAUAAAAAUAAAAACAGAAACAGGGCAAUAUUAGCCAGUGAAAGCGUACGACCAUUUAUAUCAGCUAUUGAUAGCGGAACUGAUUAUAUCAACGCUGUGUAUAUACCUAGUUACAGAAAGAAACAAGCGUAUAUAUUAACACAGACACCAUUACCAGAUACUGUUAUAGAUUUCUGGAGAAUGGUUAUACAAACUGAAUCUUACAUAAUCGUAGAUCUAGAUCAUGGUCAAGAAAUAUCGAGGGAUAUAGGUCAGUAUCUUCCGGAAACCAAGCUGAUGUGCGGUGAUUUUUCUAUUACCAAAUCUAGUGACACGCAGAAUAAAGAUGAUUAUUCAAUAGUGGGCUAUAAAAUCGGAAGUGAUAUAGACGUAAAUGUAAAUCAAACAGUUAAAGUAUACGAAUGUAAAUUCUGGAACGAUCAACAACAGACACCAGAAUCCUUCAUUUCAUUGAUUAAUGUACUUGAACAUGUUAAGUCAAGUUACGAAAAUAGUAAUCCAUUGGUUGUUGUUUGUCGGGAUGGUGUUACUAAAGGAGGUAUAUUUUGUGUAUUGACUGCUAUAUUAGAGAGAUUAACAAUAGAACAAGAUGUCAGUGUAUUACAGACAAUAGUACAACUUAGAGCUUCCAGACCACAGAUUAUAACAUCUUAUGAACAACUCAAAUUUUGUUUUGAUGCGAUCCAACUUUACCUAGAAAAUUAUACUACUUAUGUAAAUAUAUUGUAAUUCAGAUAAUAACUUUAAUACUACUGACAACAAUUUUAGUCACAUCAUAUAAAAGCUUCUAGACGCCAUAUUGAAAGGUCGAGUAGAAUUGAUGACGUCACUAGCGCCUUCUUUGAUAUUAUUGUUUACAUUAGGCCUAUUGAUGUUCCCUGUUGUAAUACAGUAUUGCGACGUUUUAAAGGCGCUUUUAAUACGUUCUUAACCAGAACAUAACAGGAAAUUAAAAUACUGAUUUGAAUGGAAAACGCCCGUAUUUCACACGGGGUCAUGCUUGUUAUCAAAUGUCAGUAUGUCUUUGUCUGGGUUAUAACCUAAUCCUCUCCAUUAGAAACGAAUUAUGGAACUUUGGCUGCACUGGGUCUAUCUUCUAGUGCAUUUAUUAUCAUGAUCUUGGUGUUUCUGAAAAUACAAUCAUUAACAGUCACAAUCGCAGUUUUAACUAAUGCCCGUUUUCCAUGUAUGUGUUUUCGCAGCAUUCCAGCGAAAAGGUUGGUCUAAUUCAAAUGUAAUGGAGCCGUAUCCAUGUAACCGGUGAAAACUUGCACGGGAACGCCACUGAAACGCGUACAUGUAAAUCGGAGCUUAGAUCUGCCAUCUUAUCAAGCGUAUUAAUUAUCGCGCAUCAGCGAUCCAGAAUUAUUAUAUUCAUAAUAUUAAUAUAUUCAUAAUUUCUUUUAUUAUUGACCCUUGAUAUAUAUUUAUUGCGUAUUUCAAUUAUUACAUAUUUGCAUAACUAUUAUUUGCAUAUUUAUUAUUGGCAUGUUUAUUAUUUGCGCGUUAUUUUAAUGUUUACCGUUUUCAUUGCAUAUUUUCUCUAUAUUGUAUUAUCAUUUUUACCUCUUGAGACAUUAAAGACAGCAUGACUGUGUUAAAGGACAAUAUUGGUGUCAGUCAUUAUCACAUAUGUGAUAGAGGCGUUAAAUGAUGAUUUCAAAAAACGGAAGUGACGAACUCAAAAGGAAAACACGAGAUAUCCGUCUAUAUAAAUGACUGAAGUGACGAGUGAUAACUGAUACACGGGCGAAUUUCUGCUCACUAAAAAUUCCUUCAAAGUCCAAACGUUUUUGUAUGAGACUGUGGGGGGAUAUCUGACAAUUUAAAAAAAAAAUAAUUGACUGUCACUAGAUAAGAGAAAACGAGAAAAAUAGAAAAAGUCCGUUCAUUACUAUGUUUUUAUUAAAUAUAGAAGUAAUAAAAACAAGGGAAUGUACGGACUAUUUCUAUUUUUCUCGUUUUUCCUUUAGUGACAUUCGAUUCUUUUUUUAAAUUAUCAUAUAUCCUCUCACAGCCUGACAUGACAACUUUUGGUCUUCGAAGGAAUUAUUAGUGAGCAGAAAUUCGGCCGUGUAUCUGUUAUCACUCAGGGGGGUUGGAUGGCCGAAUGGUUAGCACGUGCGCUGUACCAUAAGGCCUGUCAUUGAGUCAACUGGCAUGUUUUCAAAUCCCCGGUUGUACGUGACAAGGAGUAAGGUCGCCUGCCCAACCUCAUGUGUUUUCUCCUUGGUCCUCCGGUUUCCUCCCACUGCUAAAGACCCCUACGCGCAAGUGAAUUAUUGAAAUUAAAUUAAACCAUGUGUUAGUCCCGAAAUGACCAGUUUGUGUCGCGUGUUUUCCUUUUGCGUUCGUCACUUCGGUUUUUUUGAAAACGCAUCUAUCGUAGCAAUGAUCUGUGUAUUAAAAUUAUAUUUUUUGAACGUGUUUAACCAGUUCUAUCUCAUAUAUGAUUAUGACUGACACUAAUAUGGUCCUUUAACAACCGUAUUUUUAUUAUUUAGAUAAGAGAUUCUAAUAUGUUUAAUCAUUUUGCCCAGCUAUAUAGUACGCUGUAUUUUAUAUUCAUAGUUUUAUUCAGCUAACUAUUGCGCUCAUUCAAUGUUUUAGACAUUUCAAAUAUAUUUUGUUUUAAAAAUAAUUUAUAAACUAGAUAUUCGUAAAUAGCACUAUAAGGUAUAAUUGAUACAAUAGACCUAUGUUAAUUAUCAUCAAUAAUUAUACCGUUGUACCAAGUAUUAAAGAUCGUUCACGUUCGAUAAAAUAAUCUUUCAUGUUCAUAUCGAAUGUGAGGAACAAAUAACUUUCAGAUCUCUCGAAAUAUGGUUACAUCAUAACCUCCAUUUUAUAUAAUGAGAACGCAUCUCAAGCUUUUUAAUUAUCGCGCAUCAGCGAUAAAUAUUCAUAUUAAUAUAUUCAAAAUUAUUUUUUAUCAUUUGCACAUGUUGUUAUGUAUUUUGUGUAUUUGCAUGUUUACUAUUUUCAUAAUUAUUUAUUUACUAUAUUUUAUAUGAUCAUUAUUACCUCUUGAGACAAUAAAGACACUAUGUCU